Sinocyclocheilus rhinocerous is the source of this 992-nucleotide messenger RNA. RefSeq names its product tetraspanin-3-like. The record is from RefSeq and is a predicted model, not a curated record. The transcript is spliced from 7 exons. The coding region runs from base 199 to 933 and encodes 244 amino acids. NCBI's taxonomy places the organism in Eukaryota, Metazoa, Chordata, Actinopteri, Cypriniformes, Cyprinidae. Gene Ontology annotation, cellular component: plasma membrane.
UUUGGUACAGUGCCCCCUGCUUGCUUACUCGUUAAGUCGGUCACUUCCGCAGUUUUGUAUGGUUUCGAUUUAAACCCAUUCUUAUCAGUGUUUGCUACUGUUGAAGUUGAACUGGACCGAGAGACUUUGAUAGAACCGCGAUUCAAAUAUGUGUUUAUAGAUUAUCUCCCGCUCAGCCGAAUCGAUUAAGGCAGAGCCAUGUUGGCUCUAAGAGGUUUCAGAAUUUUGCUAAAGAUUGCUUCUCUGAUUUUGUUGCUGGCUGGAAUUACAGGUCUGGGUGGUUCAUUCUUUCUGCAUAAAUACAGAGUUUACGGUGUGUUUUUUAGCAGCCUUUAUAUAAUUCUCCCUGCAAAGCUGGCUGUUGCUGGAGGAGUCAUUCUCUUAAUCAGUGGAUGCACUGGGUGUUUAGUGUCCAACAAAAAACCUUCAUGUGGACACGGAUUAUUUGUGUAUUUUCUCAUUAUUGUGUGGUGCAUUAUGGGUACUACUGCUGUAUUGGCAUAUACUCAUAAAGGGAAGCUUGAUGCAGACUUGGCUCCCCUUAAAGAUGUGUUUCAGAACUACAGUGGUAACAGCCAAGAUCCUGAUACCAAAGCAGUGGAUGCCCUUCAGCGUGAGUUGCGGUGUUGUGGUGUUAAGAACUACACAGACUGGUUGGAAACACCCUGGUUUAAUCAUAGUGGGAAAUACGAAGUUCCUCUGAGCUGCUGCAACAAAAACUUUCACUCCUGCAAUGGAACUUUAGACUCACCCCAGCUGCUAUAUAAUGAGGGUUGUCAAGUUAUACUUGAGAAGAAAUUACUACUUUCACUGCACGUCAUCAUUAUAACAUCUUUAGUGGUUCUCUUUUUACUGGUAAUGUCUUGGAUUAUAGUGGCACAGCUAAUGAGGCAUCAACCCCCACAAGAGUAUCGAAUCCUUGACCAAGAAUAAAAAGGCACUUAUGGAAUUUAAUUCUUGUGACUUUUCUUCUGAAUGAUUGCACUUAAAAA